Molecule: messenger RNA, 1572 nt
Organism: Solenopsis invicta (red fire ant)
Lineage: Eukaryota; Metazoa; Arthropoda; Insecta; Hymenoptera; Formicidae
Exons: 1
Coding region: 1-1572 (523 amino acids)
Source: RefSeq, a predicted model, not a curated record
AUGCGACUUGACAUUCGGCAAGGUGAACUGGGCUCGCCUUCGGCGCACCUCUCCGCCUUUGGCUGGAUUCUGACCGGCGCAGUGGAUUCCGGGGAGAAAGCUGCGGUCGCUACGCACACGGUGUCGGUGCUGCUGGCACAGCCCGUUGAUGAGCUCACAACAGCUCUUAAGCGACUAUGGGAGCUCGAAGAGGUUGCCGCUCAGCGCGUUCCGACUCCGGAUGAGGAUCAAGCGGAGGAGCACUUCCGACGGACGCACUUUCGGGACGCGUCGAGCCGAUACGUUGUACGGCUGCCCUGUCGUCCGGAUCGACUUAAGCGACUGGGCGAGUCACGCUCGGCCGCGCUGUCUAUGCUGCUCAGCUCGGAGCGCCGCUUGGCGAGGAAGCCCGAGCUGCAGAAACGAUACAUCGACUUUAUGGUGGAGUUCCUAGCGCUGGAUCAUAUGAAUCCCGUACUGGCUGAUGCUCCUUCCCGGUCGGUGUCUUACUACUUGCCUCACCACGCAGUCUUCAAGGCUGGAGAGGCCACAGGGAAAAUAUGCGUGGUUUUUAAUGCAUCCUUUAAAACAUCUGGUUAUUCGCUGAAUGACUGUUUGUUACCAGGUCCUCGAUUACAGUCCGACCUAUGGGUCAUCCUGACUCGAUGGCGAGGGUUCAAGGUCGGAUUCAUGGCCGAUAUAGUUAAGAUGUUCUGGCAGAUCCGAGUAAACCCGGCAGACAUGGACUUGCAGAGGAUACUCUGGCGUGCCGACCCAACGGAGCGAGUUCGAGAGUUCCAGCUCCGGGCGGUGACUUACGGUACAACCGCGGCGCAAUUCCUGGCUAUACGCACGCUGCAGCAGUUGGCCAACGACGAGGCUGCGCGUUUUCCACUGGGAGCGACGGCCUUGUUGCGACAUUCUUAUGUCGACGACAUCUUAGCUGGAGGAAGCGAUCUGUCGGCGACCUGGGAGGUCCAGCGCCAGCUAGUGGCACUGCUGCAGGCUGGAGGGUUCUCGCUGGACAAGUGGGUCUCGAACACGCGGGAGCUUCUCCCGCGGGCGUCGCCGGAGGAGGCAUUGCUGCCAGCCUUUGACGCAGUAAGCGCUCUCGGGAUAGUGUGGCAUCCUGAUGAAGACGCACUGUCAGUCCGUGUGACAGUAUCCCAGCAACACGAAACCACCACGAAGCGAACGGUCCUGUCUGACGCGGCUCGAUUGUUUGACCCGCUGGGGUGGGUCGCGCCUGUUCUAAUAUUCGCCCGGGUCUUCAUGCAGGAUCUGUGGCUUGCCGGCCACGACUGGGACGACCCGCUUCCCCUCGAGUUGGUGGACGCUUGGAGAGUCUUCACUGCUUCCCUGCCGGGACUGUCGGCUUUGAGAGUCCCGCGCUGGCUGCAGCGUGACCGGGGGGACGAGGUGGAGCUCCAUGGGUUCUCCGAUGCACCGGAGAGAGCCUACGCGGCGGCGGUCUACGCUCGGGUCACCAGACGAGACGGCCGGGUAAGGGUGACCUUGCUGACGGCCAGAGCCAAGGUGGCUCCCGUCAAGACGCAGAGCGUGCCCGCUUGGAUCUCUGCGGAGCUGUCCUGA